Molecule: messenger RNA, 1236 nt
Organism: Heteronotia binoei (common prickly gecko)
Lineage: Eukaryota; Metazoa; Chordata; Lepidosauria; Squamata; Gekkonidae
Product: G patch domain-containing protein 4
Exons: 8
Coding region: 171-1019 (282 amino acids)
Biological process (GO): regulation of ribosome biogenesis
Cellular component (GO): nucleolus
Molecular function (GO): nucleic acid binding
Source: RefSeq, a predicted model, not a curated record
GGUUCCAGACCACGCCUCUUCCCUGCGCAACGACAAUCCUUUGCAGCCCGGCAAAAGGGGGAAAGUUUUCCUUCCUGUUAAAAUGGCGGCUUCCGUCGGUUUCAUGUGCUUAUGAGAAGAGGGAACCGCUAGGAUCCAAGCUGGGUGCUUUUUAAAGGAACGCUUCCAUCAUGAGCAACUUUUCUCAGCAGCAGAAGAGCAAAGGCUUAAGAUUUGCAGAGAAGCAGUUGAAGAGGCACGGCUGGAAAAAAGGUAAAGGACUGGGCAAGCAAGAGAAUGGGAUCUCUGAAGCCAUCAAAGUCAAAGUGAAGUGUGACACUGCUGGGGUGGGUCACGAUUCAGCUGAGCAGUUCACCUUCCAUUGGUGGGAUCACCUCUUCAAUUCGUCUGCUGCUAAUAUCGCUGUCGAGGCUGGACAGGAGGGUGUCAAAGUGAAGCGAGUUUCCGAGCAGGAUGGAGUGGUCACAAAUAAAAAGCCCCGUAAAGCAACAGGAGCCAAGGACAUGCUGUAUGGCCGCUUUGUGAAGGCAGCCACUUUGACGUCCGGCGGAGAGGAGCCCCUGAAGCCGCCUUCCUCUUCUGAGAGCAGUGAAGAGGACCAGGAGGAAAAACUGGACUUGUCUACAGCAAGGAGGCUCACCGAUGAAGAGCUGGUUGCAGCUUGCGGAGGACGUACGGCACACAAAGGGGCUCGCCAUGGCUUGACUAUGAGUGCGAAGUUAGCUCGCCUGGAGGAGCAGGAGAAGGCUUUCUUGGCCAGCUACAGCAAGCAGGAUGGAGUGGCCAAGGCUGCCUUGAGCAGCAGCCACAGCCAGGCUGAGAGACAGAAUCCAACCAAGAGGAAGAAGCAGAAGAAGGCCAGAGAGAGAGACUUUGAGGAGGCCGUUUGUGAGAACGAGCAGGUUGCAGGAGAAAAGGAGCUGUCGGUGGAUCAAGAGGCGAAGAAGAAAGCCAAGAGGAGGAAGAAGAAAGAGAAAAGGAGGCGGCAGCAACAGAUAGGCGAAGGAGAUGGAGAUUGACAUGGGACUUAAGAAACCCCCGGGCCCAAAAGACAGUGGGACUGAAUUGUUGGUAGGGAGGUAGUAGUCGCACAAUGCAAAAGGAGUGGGUAUUUGUGGUGGGAACAAAGCAGUAUUGUGCUUUGUCAUGAUUCCUGGUGGAUCUCAUAUCCUGUGUUUGUUCUAGGAACGGAGUUUGUGCAAAAAAAUACAUCCUGUGUGCAAUUUUCCCUCUAAA